This is a messenger RNA of Maylandia zebra (zebra mbuna), 1486 nucleotides long. RefSeq names its product P2Y purinoceptor 14-like. Gene Ontology annotation, molecular function: G protein-coupled purinergic nucleotide receptor activity. Gene Ontology annotation, biological process: G protein-coupled receptor signaling pathway. NCBI's taxonomy places the organism in Eukaryota, Metazoa, Chordata, Actinopteri, Cichliformes, Cichlidae. The record is from RefSeq and is a predicted model, not a curated record. Gene Ontology annotation, cellular component: membrane.
GGUUAUCAGCAGUUCUUCUUUCUGUGUAAGAGCAGAGAGGAAGUAGUGUGGUACACGUUAGACAUCGAGGAGAGUUGAGGAGAAAGAUGAGUGGAGUGACCUCAUUCAACAACAGCUCUUCAUUUUCCAAUGAGACAGAAAGCUGUAAUCCAGUCACCACCGUGUCCCAUCUCUUCUUCACACCCAUCCUUAGUUUGGUGUUUCUGGUGGGUUUACUUCUCAACAGCUUCACCAUGAAGUUUUACUUCUGCCGAGCUCAUCGUCGGGUAUCCAGCAGCCUGACGGUCUACCUGAGGAACCUGACGGCCGCUGACUUCCUGCUCUGUCUCAGCCUACCCAUCCGCAUCACCAACUACGCCAGCGCGUCCGUCACCAUCCAUGUGCUCUACUGCAGCAUCGGGGCUUCUGCACUCUUCCUCAACAUGUACGCCAGCAUCCUCUUCAUGGGGUACAUCGCUGCCAACAGGUAUCUGAGAAUUGUUCAUCCUUCAGGAACUCACGUCCUACAGACGGUACGAGCCGCCCACAUCAUCUCCGGGGUCACCUGGGUAUUCCUCCUGAUCCCUGCGAUCGUUUACAUCAUCCUCUUUGUCAUCGCCCAGAAUCUGACCUCUAACUCCACCCACUGUGAUUUCCAGGUCAGCCUGCUGGAUACAAUAGUCCACGUCAGUGCAAUCAUCAUCUUUAUGUUGGUCCUCGUAUCCCUGGUCUUCUUCUACCACAGCACCUCCCGCAGGGUGUUGCAGGCACAGCAGAGGCAGCUGGCCUCCUCGGGCUCCAGAAAGUUAGUGAAGUCUCGCAGGAACAUUUUAGUGCUGGUCAGCAUCUUCUGUGUUUGCUUCGUCCCGUAUCACCUGGUUCGGCUCCUCUAUACUUUUCAGUGGAACUGCUCUGUGGAGCAGGUGCUAUACAACCUGAAGGAAGCGACGACAAUAGUGUCAGUUCUCAACAUCUGUCUGGAUCCGCUCGUUUACUUUUUCCUUUCUAAGGCUUUUCGGGCCCAGGUGAGGCGGAGCACGCUGUCCAGAAGGAAACGGCCUGACAUCCGACAAAUGAACAAGGAAAGCGAGAGCAGCGAGGAGGCAGCUGAGCAGCAGCAACGAGCCUAACAGUGAACUGUGAAGAAACAGCCUGUUAUAACACACUCAGAUUUGCUCUUUGUUUUUAACCUCAAACACUCGACGUGGUGCCAGCGACCAGUGUCUGAAAGACUGAUUCAAACUUUCAAAAGAACCAAGAGGAUGUUUUAUUUUAAAGGAUACAUGAAAGGAGAUUAUGUCCUUAUUGCUUUUGCUUUUUAUAAUAUAAUACCUGCAGGUUUUCUAAAUGGUAGUUUAUAGUUUUAUUUCAUUUUGUUUUGCUUUUAGAAAACAUUUAAAGUUCAUAAGGUCACGUGUGGACCGAACCCUCCCUCCAGUAAUCCUGAGCUGCUGCUUCUUCGUUCACUUUGUGUUCACACAGCAGCACUGUACAUAUUAAACCCUCU